AGUGAAGUAUAUUUGAUUUUGUCAUUAUAUAGAGCAAUUUUUAUAUAAACCACGUGGUCAAGAUUUGUACACACAAACUAUUUAACUCAGCGGCAUGCCUCGUUUACAAAAAAGCUGACAAAGAAGAAUAACAAGUGAAGACAAACAGCUUUUAAAGGUUUAAAUAAUUUAUGGUCAAUUCAUUUUUUUUUUUUUGGAUAAACAUGUUUUAUCACUAAAAAGUAAGCAAUUUUAACACACGGUAUUUUACUAUCUUUACUAAAAAAAAGCUAAACAUAUAAUUUACAGUGCCAUAAUGAAAGUAACAUUAUUAAACAUUAUGGUAUUAAUCAUUCAUACGCAUAGCUUUGUGAAUGGGGUAACAACUAUUGAACGCAAUGUUAUCCAAAACACUUUAUUAGAUCUCUUUGGAAAGCAUAAUCGUCCAAGCCCCGAAGUUUUCUCUCAUAUAGGUAGAAACGCAACGUCAGCUAAGAAAUAUAUGCUAGACUUGUAUGAGUAUUCAGUCAAUACAGAGCGUCAUGGUAUGAAUAAUUUCACAAGUCCAAAAAAUAUAUCAAAUAUUGUUGAUGAUGCGGAUACAGUUGUCAGCUUUCUAAAUAAUGCAUAUAUUCCGAGACCAAACACAUCUGACGAAGCUGGUGAAAUGUUUUUUGAUGUAUCUUCAAAUGAUGUUGUUGAAAAGGUUCUUGCUACUGCUCUUCAGGUUUACCUCGAUACUACGUACAAAACUGUCACAAUGGAAAAGUUAAGAAUUUCUAUUUACAAGAUAGUUGUUCCUAAGAAAAAGUACAAACUGUUAACCUCAAAACUUAUCAACGCAUCAGUUUCUCAAUGGCACGAGUUUAACGUUUUAGAAGCUUCAUUGAGCUGGAUUGAGUUUUCAGAAACUAAUAAUGGAAUAUUAUUAGUAUGCGAAAAUCAGCAAAAAGAAACCAUACCUAUUGAAGAUUGUGGAAUUGUUGAUUUUAAAGGUAGAGAGCAGUUUAGACCAUUUCUUGUGUCUUUUUAUCAAUCCGGUAAAGAAAAGGAGUUUCCUGCAAUAAAAAUUCGGGAUAUCGAAUCAACCUCAAAUCUACAUGAACGUUUAAGACGCAGUAUGCAAGAAAGUAUUUUUGUAGAAGUGGCCGGACAGUUCGCUGCAGCCCAAAAAAAAAUGCGUUUAAAUAUUUCCCAGAAUAUUCACGGAUCUCGGUGUGACAAGCAUUCGUUGUAUAUUAGGUUUAAAGAUAUUGGUUGGAACUUAAUUAUAGCGCCCGAAGGUUAUGAAGCUAAUUACUGUGGAGGAGAAUGCAGUUUUCCACUCGAUAAUAACGCAAGCGCCACAAAUCAUGCAACUAUACAAACUCUUGUGCAUAUGAUGUUUCCAGAAAUUAUCCCGAAACCCUGUUGCGCGCCAAACAAACUUAAAAGACUAAAGGUUCUAUUUGAAGACGAGCGCCAUAACGUUGUAUUGUCGCAUUUUCCAAACAUGAUAGUUCAACACUGUGGAUGCCAGUAGUUUAAAAAAGCUAAGGAUUUAAAAUGUCCAUAAACGGGUGAACGCAAAGAUAUUACUUGUUUUUGUAAAAUCCAAAAAGCAAAUACUAAAAGCUAAUUUUAAUUAAAGUAUCAACUUACCAAUCAGGAAGCAUAUUAAAUUUUAUUCUGAAGUAUGUGACAAGAAUCUGGCAUUAAACUAAACAAGCGUGAUAAAACAUUCUAAAAUGAGAUAUAGAAUUCUGACCUAUCCAAAAGUACCACUUAAUAAAAAUAGUUACUUAUUCUGAACUUUUAAAUAUAUUUAUGAAUUAAAAAUUUUACAUUUUAAA
This is a messenger RNA of Hydra vulgaris (swiftwater hydra), 1811 nucleotides long. RefSeq names its product bone morphogenetic protein 5. The record is from RefSeq and is a predicted model, not a curated record. Lineage: Eukaryota; Metazoa; Cnidaria; Hydrozoa; Anthoathecata; Hydridae. Gene Ontology annotation, molecular function: cytokine activity; growth factor activity. Gene Ontology annotation, cellular component: extracellular region.